CGCAACGCCCGCCUCCCGACACCCACCUGCUCCCUCAGCACACGUCUACAGCCUCUCACUCCACGCAUCCGGCGCUCGCACUCGAGCAUCUCUGCGCCGGUCUCUUGCCGCCCGCCGCUUGUGCGCGUGGCUGCCUCCCUGGCCCCGCGGCAGCAGCUGGUCUCGCCGGUGCUCUCGAGCCCGCGUGGUACGGCACCGCGCCUUCUGCCGCGCUGCGCUCCGCCUUGCCGCCCACGAUGGCCGUGCCAUCGGCAGGCGCAUUUGCCUCAUCAAGCGAUGCGGCGCAGCACGUCGUGCACGCCGCGCUGGCGCCGCGCCUCGCCGUGCUGGCAUCGCCCGACGUCGACGCCGCGCUGCUGGCGCCCAACGGCCUGCCCGACUUUGCCGCGCUGCUGCGGCCGUUCGAGAGCAGCAUACGGGGCUUGGCAGUCCGCACGACCGAGCUCGUGACGCGCCCGGCGCCCUCAUUCCCGCUGGCCUUCGACACGCUCGCCUCCUUUGCGCCGCCGCGGUCCUCGCGGCCAGCACCAGCCGCAGCUGCGGCAUCUGUAUCCAGCAGCUCGCCUCCACCGACGCCUGCCGCUCCGACGCGGCCGGCAGCCUCACGCGCCGCCUCGGCCGCCAGCGUCAGUGCGCGCGACGCUCGGGCAGAGGUGCUGCUCGAUGCGCUUGGACCUGUGGUCCGCGAGGCUGCUCGCGAGAGCGCCGCUGUCGACGCAGAGACGACGCCGUGGUUUGCGGCGAUGCGCGAUGCGGUGCUUGCGAAGCGGAGAGUGGAGCCUCACGAGUCGUUUGGCUGGCCUGUCGGUGUCAUGCUGGUCGUAUCUUCGGCCUCGCCAGACCCCAUGAACGCCUUUGCCAACCUCUUCGAGGCCUCGUCGCCCACCGUCGCUCGUGCAUUUGCCGAUCGCGCCUUCGUAGACCCCAACGUGCUGCGCUACUACGUGCUCGUGCACGACGUCGCCUCGUCUGGGCCAGAUCUCUCCGACUCGUUCGCGAUCCUGGAGAAUGUCAAGAAGACGUAUGGCGUGCACGCGUGUCUGCUGCCGCUCAAUUCAGCCUCAAGCGCAGAGCCGCACGAGUCGGGCAUCUCGGCGCUCUGGCGCACUGCGCUGCGGCAUCCUCCGCGGUCGCCACCACCACGGCCUCCAGGCGACGCGGCGCCGCCGCCCGUGCCGCCAAAGGAGCCGGAAGAUGAUGGCCCUUCUGCCGGCGCUGCGGCCGAGGCGGAAGAGGAGCCGGCCGCGUCCGACUUUGCUCUCCUCUUUAACGACACCGAUGUGAAGCGGCUGCAGAUGUUCGUGCGAGAGUUUGCAGCGCAGAGCCUCGUGCCCUUCCUUGAGCGGUGUACGACGCAAUGGAACGAAACUCUUGCGGCGUCGCGGCGAGGCCUGACUGGCCGCCUCUUUGGCGCAGGACGCAAGCUGUUUGGCUCGAGCGGCAGCAGUCUGCGUGGCUCGAACGGCACUGCUGCGCCCUCUUUCUCUACUCUUGGCUUCUUCCCGCACACUGCGAUCGAGGCUCAGACGCGCCGUCUCGCCGACUUCGCCUUCAUGACGCGCGACUACAAGCUUGCUGCCGCCAUGUACGACAUCCUGCGCAAGGACUACGCGCAGGAGAAGGCGGUCAAGUACGUGGCCGGCGCUACUGAGAUGUUUGGCCUCGCGCACCUCAUGAUGAUGCUGGUGACCAAGUCUGCACCCAUCGACGUUGACAGUUAUCUCGCCUCCGCGUGCGCAAGCUACAUGGCCGCACCGCGGACGCUGGGCAGUCAAGUGCAGCUGGACGGCCUGCGCGCCACGCUGCUCUACUACGAGGCGUACCGCGCGCUCAACUUCUACCGCUCUGCGCCGGGCGCACUCGCCCGGGCGGCAGAGGCAGGCUCGGGCGAGAACGACAUCGAAGUUGCUGGCGCCGUGCUGCUCGAGCAAGCGGCGCUUGCAGACUUGCGGCAGCCCGGCCGGCCCAGCUUGCGCAAGCACGCUGCCCACCUCGUCCUCGCUGCUCACCGAUACCGCGACUGCGGACAAAAGGAGCUGUCGCUGCGGUGCUUCCGGCGCGCCGCUGACGCGUACGCCGAGCGGUCCAUCGGCGCUCGUGGCGCACUUGCAUCGCCGCAGCCGCAGGCUGUUGGCGCAGAGGAAGACGAAGACCGGCCGGAGACAGACCCGGCACGCAUCGCCCGCGAGCGCGGGCCUCGCGACGACGAGCUCGGCUGGCAGCGGAUCGAGGAUCAUCUCGAGUAUGAGCUCGGUCGGCAAGCCUACGCCGAUGGAGACGCGAGCGGCGCGGUGGCGCACUUCCUGCGCCUGCUGCGUCCCAGCCGCCUGCCAACAGAUGCGAGCGACGAGGAGCGCGCAGCGCGGGCCGCCCGUCACGCGAUGCACCUCGAGGAGCUCCUGACCGCGUACAAGUACACCGAGCAAGCAGAGAAGGCGAGCGGCGACGAGCUCUCUUUGGCACUUCCGCACCCGCUGUUUGACGUGGCAGCAUCGCACGUGCGGGCGUCCAGCAACAGCGGCGCGCUCGCCGACGAUCCGGCUUGGGCUGCGCUCGAGACUGCCUACUUGGACCGCGCCUUUGCUUCUGAGAGCGGCAGGCCAGCAUCGCUGGCGCGACCGACCGCAAAUGUUGCAGCAGUAGAUGAGACCUUCCACGUCGAGCUGUGCAUCCGCAACCCGCUCGGCACUCCUCUCACGGUCUCCCAGAUCAGCGUAGCAUUUGCAGAUCUGAGCGACGAGCCUGUCGAGCUCGCAAGUGACGCAGUCCCUGACAUCGAGCUCUCUGCGGAAGAGGAGCGGAUACUCUCCAUUCCAGCUCGGAGCACAAAGCUCGCAAAGCUGCGCUGCGCGCACGUCAGCUUCCGCCUCGCCGGCGCAGUUCCGCUGCGCCAGGUGCUCGACAAGCGGGGAGCACGGCUAAACGCGACGCGAGAGCAGCGCAUCAGCAGCACGGCGAUGUAUGCCGAGGACCAGUCGCUCGUGGUCGAAAUCCGCGAGGCGCGGCCAGAGCUCGCGCUUGAGCUGCUCGAGCCGCCAACUCGACUUGGACUCGGAGAGGAGGCAUCCACGACGCUGCGUCUGACGAACGUCGGACGCGUGCCGAUUGCCGACCUCCGCGUUCUGGCGGACAAGCCAGACGUGCUGCUGCUGGGCGCGCACGAUGAGCAUGAGUUCUCCUCGAUGUCCAACUCUCUGCGCGACACAGAGCCGCUGCGGAUCGAGCUGCCGGGCGGCGUGCUCCAAGCCGGCGCAUCCGUCGAGCUGCCGGCGAGGCUGCGAGGCGCAGCUCUGGGCUUCCUCGAGCCGCGCUGUCUCGCUGUCUUCCGGGGAGACGAGGCGACCGACCUUCAGACUGCGCGUCUGACGCACGGCUUCGUCGUCGAGCCGGUCAUCGAUCUUGCUGUCCAGGCGGGCGCAGCUCGCGGCGAGCAGCUCAGCUACUUGCUGCAUCUCGAGGCGGUCAAUUUGUCGGCCGGCGAUGACUCGACGCAUGUCGAGGCAAUCUCGUUUGUCAGCCCGCACUGGAGCGCAGACGCAGGGCAAGACGAAGCCUUGCAGGGCGCUCUGGGCACCAUGCCGUACUACCAGCGGCAAGGGGCGUCUCUUACACUGUCAGAAGCAUCCGCAGCGCAGGUCGAGGCCUCGUCUGGCGCUCCGCUUCGCGACUUGUCGUUCACCGCCAAGCAGCUGGGCCUGCUCCUGCAGGGUCUGCCGCUCGACGGCCAGCCGCAAGACAUCGCAGUGCACCAAAGCACCGUCGGCUCGUCUUCGAGCGUGUCGCCCUUCUUUCAUGCAGCACGAAAGGUCUGGCGGCAAGCAGCGCUGGCACGGCACUUUGCAGCUGUGGCACCACGCGAUCGCACGCAGGUCUUCACGCUGUGGGAGCCGAGCGACGUCGAUGUCGUGGCGCACUGGGUAUCCGGCGAUCGUCGUGGCCAAGCCUUCAUCUUUGGCCUGCAGCUCGGCCCGGCGCACGACCACCUGCCGCAGCUUGCAGCGGGCGAGGCGGGGCGCAUCAUCUACGAGGAGUCUGCGCGCGAGAAGGCGGCGCUCCUCACGUCCCUGCUGCACAGCAGACUACACGUCGAGGAGGAUCCGCUCGUCGUCGACGUGUCGGCGGCCGAACGUGCAACGCACGACUUCGCCAGCGGUCGCUAUCGGCUGCCGGUGCACUUCGCCGUGCGCAACCUCUCCACGGUGCGCAGCGUCUCCUUCGUGCUGCAGCUCGACAACACGCCGUAUGAGCGGACCCGCGGUGUCGAGGUGCAGCCAGCGCCCUGGCUAGGCCGGCUGACGCAGCGCGGCUCCCUUGCGCCGCGCGAGCGCGUGCAGCUCGAGGCUCACGUCGCGGCCAGUGCGCCGGGCAUGUGGGAGGCCGGCGCCUGGACUCUGCGCGUCAGCGUGGCGCUGCCGCAGCCGGACGGCGCAGAUGCGUCGGGCGACAGGGCCGUGCACUUUGAGCAGGCGGGCUUCGCGGGCUGCAUCACGGCGGUGGCGCAGGAAUAGAGGGUCACAUUCGGGGACAAGAGCGAGCCUAUCAGGGUGACUGGUGGUGAGGUAUUGUACAAGCGAGGAUCAAGGCCGGACGAGGGUGCUCGAGAUGGAGCUGCCCUUAGGCAACGUGGUCGGACGGGUUCUGGGCUGCAGAGCUGCUGCUGCCGCUCGCCGCAGCGAGCUGCACGCCAGGCAGGUGCUUCUCGCACGCUGCCGUCUGGUGAGCGUCGUCGGGCACGUAGGCCGGCGGGCCGCAGCUGCCGAGCUCCUGCGCCUCGUGCGGAUUCGGCAUGGGCGUCGUCGGCGACUCGGAGCGCGCAUCGAGGGCAACGCUGGCCGGACGGACAUCAGUGCUGCCACGAGGAGGCCAGACGGGCACGGCAAGGGCAUCGCCGACUGCGGCGCGAGCAGGUGCGUGGUCGCCGGCCUCUGAGGCGAAGCCAGCCGGCGGCGGCGGCGCGGGAAAGACGCGCAGCAGCGGCGUGCUGGG
Molecule: messenger RNA, 4986 nt
Organism: Tilletiopsis washingtonensis
Lineage: Eukaryota; Fungi; Basidiomycota; Exobasidiomycetes; Entylomatales
Exons: 16
Coding region: 237-4508 (1423 amino acids)
Biological process (GO): protein localization to phagophore assembly site; endoplasmic reticulum to Golgi vesicle-mediated transport
Cellular component (GO): phagophore assembly site; TRAPPIII protein complex; cytoplasmic vesicle
Source: RefSeq, a predicted model, not a curated record